AACAAGGACCCCCUGAACGAAACUGUCAUUGGGUUGUACCAAAAGUCAUCUGUGAAGACACUGGCCUUACUGUUUGCCACAUACGGUGGAGAAGCUGAGGGUGGUUCCAAAAAGGGUGGCAAGAAGAAGGGUUCUUCUUUCCAGACAGUCUCCGCUCUUUUCCGCGAGAAUUUAAACAAGUUGAUGACAAACCUGAGAAGCACUCACCCCCAUUUUGUACGCUGCAUCAUCCCAAAUGAAACAAAAACACCUGGUGCCAUGGAACAUGAGCUGGUGCUGCACCAGCUGAGAUGCAAUGGUGUGCUCGAGGGCAUCAGGAUUUGCAGGAAAGGAUUCCCCAGCAGAGUCCUAUAUGCUGACUUCAAACAGAGAUACAGAGUGCUUAAUGCGAGUGCUAUCCCAGAAGGACAAUUUAUGGAUAGCAAGAAGGCUUCUGAGAAGCUCCUUGGAUCCAUUGAUGUGGACCACACCCAGUACAGAUUUGGUCACACCAAGGUGUUCUUCAAAGCUGGGCUGCUGGGACUCCUGGAGGAGAUGAGAGACGAUAAGCUGGCUGAAAUCAUCACUCGCACACAAGCCAGAUGCAGGGGCUUCCUGAUGAGAGUGGAGUACCAGAGGAUGGUGGAGAGGAGGGAGUCCAUCUUCUGCAUCCAGUAUAACGUUCGUGCAUUCAUGAAUGUCAAGCACUGGCCCUGGAUGAAGCUGUUCUUCAAAAUCAAACCCCUGCUGAAGAGUGCAGAGUCUGAAAAGGAGAUGGCAAACAUGAAACAAGAGUUUGAGAAGACCAAGGAAGAGCUUGCAAAGUCUGAGGCAAAGAGGAAGGAGCUGGAGGAGAAAAUGGUUGUCCUAUUGCAGGAGAAAAAUGAUCUGCAGCUCCAAGUGCAGGCGGAAGCAGAUAGCUUGGCUGACGCUGAGGAAAGAUGUGACCAGCUCAUCAAAACCAAAAUCCA
Lagopus leucura (white-tailed ptarmigan) is the source of this 950-nucleotide messenger RNA. RefSeq names its product myosin heavy chain, skeletal muscle, adult-like. Lineage: Eukaryota; Metazoa; Chordata; Aves; Galliformes; Phasianidae. Gene Ontology annotation, cellular component: vesicle; cytoplasm; actin cytoskeleton. The transcript is spliced from 8 exons. The annotation marks the transcript as partial. The record is from RefSeq and is a predicted model, not a curated record. Gene Ontology annotation, biological process: actin filament organization; vesicle transport along actin filament. Gene Ontology annotation, molecular function: microfilament motor activity; actin filament binding; ATP binding.